CUCUAGUCUACAGUCUACACUAUUCUAAAGUUCUUAUUCUUAACUGACAGCUGUUGUACUCAUACAACUCUUUAAUAAUUAUUAUCAAUUCCUGAUCAGUAUUUCUUAUGAGAUUUAUUUCGAAUUAUUAAUUUUUCAUUAACAUUUUUAACUUAUAUAUAGUAACUAUUAUUGUUUAACACUUGACAGAAAUGUUUUGUUCAAUGGCCUACUUUACACUUUUAAAAUUAAUUUUAAUAUGCAUGUCUACUAUCACUUUUGGUAUAACACAUUCAACUUUAGAUACUAAAGGAAUAUUACAUUCAAAAAAAAUUAAUGAAUGCCAGCGUUGUAAAGUAGUAACUGAUUCUUUUAGUCACUGGCUUGAAGAAACCUCUCGAGGUAAACACGAAGGUGGCGAUGCCGCUUGGGAGGAAGCUAAAUUAAAGUCUUAUGCGCGAAGCGAAAUGCGAUUAGUUGAAAUUCAAGAAAACUUAUGUUCUGAAUUAAAAAAUCAUCAAGACGAUUGUUAUUCUCUCUCAGAGGAAGCAGAAUCACUCCUGGAAAAUUGGUGGUUUCAUGAAUAUCAAAAUAAUUUAGAUUUAUAUACUUGGCUUUGCAUAGAAAAUUUACAAUACUGUUGUCCAUCGAAUCAUUAUGGUGAAUCCUGUACCCUUUGCCCGCAUAUUAAGAAUAACAAAAUAUGUGGGGGAAAUGGAAAAUGUGAUGGUGAAGGGACACGUAAAGGUGAUGGUCAUUGUAUUUGUAAAAGAGGAUUUACAGGCAUUGAUUGUGAAGAAUGUUCCCAUAAUUUUUACAAUGCAAGUAACGAAUCCUGCAAACCUUGCCAUAAAGCGUGUGAUGGAUGCCAGGGUGAUGGAGUAGAAACCUGUGUCAAAUGUGCUGCUGGUUGGACUAUGAACUCUGGUAAAUGUGUUGAUAAUAAUGAAUGUUUGGAUUUGUCUAUUUGUAAGAGUAAUGAGUAUUGCAUAAACAAAGAAGGAACAUUUGCCUGUAAAUUGUGUGAUAAGACAUGCAAAUCAUGUGAAGGUCCUGGUCCAUCCAGCUGCUCAUCUUGCUCUCCCGAUCAUGUCUUAUGGAUUGGUAAAUGUUUAGAUAUUAAAAUUCAAAGGGAUCUUUUAAUAAAUUGCUCAAUGAGAAUAGCUUCCUAUUUAUGCUUGGUUAUCCUAGUGAUGUUUUUAUAUAGAAAAUCAAAAUCAUUAGCAUCCCUCACAGUUUUAAUUAUUUCACUUCUGAUAUAUUAUUCUGAAACAACUUCUGAAGUAGGUUUGAUUAAAAUUAUUCCUUAUUUUUCCAAUUAAUAUUAAUGUAAUUAAUUAAAUUAAUUAAAGAAACAUUUUUAAAGGUGUAUUAAAAAUACAUUUUAUUGUGAAAGGUACAUAACUACAUUUAGUAUCAAUUAUAUACAAAAAUUAAAUACAAUUAACAAAACUUCCAUUUCUUAUCAGCAUAUAUUUGCCAAAAA
Messenger RNA from Vanessa atalanta (red admiral), 1465 nucleotides. RefSeq names its product cysteine-rich with EGF-like domain protein 2-B. Bases 192 to 1301 code for a protein of 369 amino acids. The transcript has a single exon. The record is from RefSeq and is a predicted model, not a curated record. Lineage: Eukaryota; Metazoa; Arthropoda; Insecta; Lepidoptera; Nymphalidae. Gene Ontology annotation, molecular function: calcium ion binding.